This is a messenger RNA of Linum tenue, 680 nucleotides long. Lineage: Eukaryota; Viridiplantae; Streptophyta; Magnoliopsida; Malpighiales; Linaceae. The record is from the annotation of a GenBank genome assembly.
AUGAGCGGCACUGCCGGCAGUAACCACCGUCGCUUCCACCGAUUCCGUAUCCUUGUAGCUUCCUCGUCCUCUUCAAUUCCGUCGAGGGCGCUACGGAGGAAAAGCUACCUGCAGCAUCCUAAAAUCGUCAAAACCCUAACUAAAGCCUUGCCAACUGCUCCUCUCCCGGAGAUUGUUCCACCAGCUGAAGAAGUUGAGAGCUAUGUAGCUUCCGAGGCAGUUAACAAUGCUGGAAAUUUUGGGGGCGUAAUUGGUAAACUAUCUGUGAAUUCUGUUUUGAAGUUUGCUGUUUUGUUGCUUGGAUUCUUCGUACUCGAGGCGGCAGUUGCUGUGCUGUUAUUUGGACCGCCCGAGAAGGAGGAGAGGUUGAGAAAUUUGGAUAAGAGAAGGAAUUUUAAGGUCUCAGUUUGGGAAUGUGGGUUACUUUGGUGAUGGUGGUGGAUUGGAAGAGAAGGUCAAUGUGAUUAGGGCAAUGGCGAGAGAGAGUGAGAAAAGGCAGGUGGAGGAUGAGCAGGAGAUUGGGAUUGAGAAAGGACGUAAAUGAAAGGUUGGUGAAGCUGCAGAUGAAACUGGAUUCCAAGAAACAUGGAAAAUUUGUUUUUUCUUUUGAGGCAUCUCUAAAAUUAUAGCAGCUCGUAUUCAGUUCUAGAGAUUUUUAAUAUUCGUUGACUGUCGAGAAA